This is a messenger RNA of Scophthalmus maximus (turbot), 899 nucleotides long. Its product is annotated as cytochrome c oxidase subunit 6B1. The record is from RefSeq and is a predicted model, not a curated record. Gene Ontology annotation, cellular component: mitochondrion; respiratory chain complex IV. The transcript has 4 exons. The coding region runs from base 423 to 683 and encodes 86 amino acids. Lineage: Eukaryota; Metazoa; Chordata; Actinopteri; Pleuronectiformes; Scophthalmidae.
UAGGAACAGUGAGAAUAAAAUCACCUGCGUUGUGUGAAAAAGAAAGAGAAACUGGGCAGGAGGAGCCGCGCGCGCAGGCCUGGGGAACGAGGCUAUCGAUGAGCAGCUUUUGCCAAUAUGGUUUUUUUUGAUCGCGUCUUUCGUUUCCUUUUUAAUAUUUCCGCAUUGUGCGGGGAAAUGGCUUUUUGUCAGACGCUCGUUUGACGGCAUUGUGUCACAUGGGCUGCCGUAGAUGUGCCAUUUGAAAGGACUAUGCGGUGAAGGACGUAGACGUGAUUGGAAGCAGCCAAAGCCAAAAUCUCUCCCCAAAAGGAGCCUCUGCUGAACCGUGGCUCGUCUUCAGCAGCAGAGUCCCACCUGGGCUGUCUGUGUCUGUGGUAGUGUGUAGCUUCAGGACACCAAACUUGUGUUCAGAGGCGACGAUGGCGGAGGACAUCAAGACCAAACUCGAGAACUAUCGCACUGCUCCAUUUGACGCCAGAUUCCCCAACCAGAACCAGACCAAGAACUGCUGGUCCAACUACCUGGACUAUCACCGCUGCCAGAAAGCUCUGGAGGCCAAAGGACAGGACACCCUGCCCUGUGAUUGGUACAAGAGGGUCUACAAAUCCAUCUGCCCCAUGUCCUGGAUCCAGAAAUGGGAUGACCAGAGAGAAGAGGGAACCUUCCCAGGGAAAAUCUGAGCUGGCCAUCGCCAAAGCUGUUGAAUUGUAAAGAUGUAAUCUUUUCAGCAAAUAUUAUUGUGUAUGUGGUGAUGGAGACCACGUGGCUCCGUCACCACCUUUCCAUUACUGGUGCUCUGUCCCAGGAGUAAACCGAAACUGAAUGGUCAUUCCCUACGAAUGCCGUGAGAUGUAAAGCUGAUUCUGUAUUAAAAUAUCUCAGGAUAUAUUUAUGGA